Molecule: messenger RNA, 2499 nt
Organism: Laccaria bicolor S238N-H82
Lineage: Eukaryota; Fungi; Basidiomycota; Agaricomycetes; Agaricales; Hydnangiaceae
Exons: 3
Coding region: 1-2499 (832 amino acids)
Molecular function (GO): nucleic acid binding; ATP binding
Source: RefSeq, a predicted model, not a curated record
AUGUCGGGAUUGCUCUGGCAGCCCCCAAGGACGACUUCUGAAAUAUGUCGUAAAGGCCAGCUAUGUCUAUGGUUUCAUACUAGCAACAUCUUGUCUAAAAACCCGUCGAAACCGGGUGCCUCUAGACGAAAAUUGGCCUCAGACUUGAAGCCUAGGUCUGGAAAUGGUCGCUUGGAGGUAGCACCAAAGCAAUCUACACGCCAGGAUGCGAAGCUGAGCUCUGGAAAUAGUCGCUCAAGCGAUGCACCCAGAAAAGCUCUCUGGAAUCAGAAGCCGAGUUCUGGGAGUGAUCGGUUAAAGGCUGCACCCACCAGGAGGUCCUUCCGCCCAUUUUCCUUUCCUAAACCCGCCAUUGAGCGCGAUCUGGCGCCACACACGAACAACCAGCCUUGGGAGCCUCCAGUCGAUCGGAACCCUUCGUUUAGGAGACGAUCUGCGUACAGGAGCGAGCAGGAUUGGAAGGGUCGGACUGGCCGCUGGAGUCUCCAGCAAGACUCUACAGGAGUGCAGAGCGACGCGCAAGCUCGGCGUUAUCCAUCACGAAGGAACGCAGGGCGAGAGUCUGAGAACUACGAUGACCGGUCUAGGUCACCCUACGGAAGGUCACAACUAGAGGCGAAACGGGGGUUCGAAAGUUAUGACAGGGGCACGCCGCGUCGAACCUACUCUGCAGCACAGGGGACCCGAGAGGCGAUCAAUAGUGAGGGUUUUCAACGGGAGUUUUCAGGAGGUAGGAGCGACCGUUCUGCCUCCUCUGGGCCGGUACCAAGACGGGAGCCUGACAACAACACCGGCCACUCUACUUCACCCUAUGGAAACACGCAACUAGAGCAAAGGCGUAGCGGUAGGCCUACAGUGCCGCGUCGGGUGUUUCCUGAAGAGGAAGUGGCAGAGAGACCCUCAGAGUUUUACGAUCCACCACAAUCCGUUUCUCUCGCUCCCACAACAGACAAUAAUGCUUUCUCAAAACUUGCCACAGACUCCCCAGCUUCCACAGAGUUCACCUCACCUCCCAUCCUCCAGGGGCUCUUAUCUUCUCUGAAGGAGGUGCUUGGGGCUAAUGCGAAGCCCACGCCCAUCCAAUCGCUCAGUCUGAAGUGGUUGCUCAACCAGAGCCCAGGGUGGAAACAAUUUCUUCUCGCCUCCGAAACAGGCUCCGGGAAAUCCAUCGCAUACCUUGUCCCUCUCUUACAAAACCUAAAGCAAGCCGAGCUCGAUACAGCCGCUACGGAAGUACCCCACGUACAACAAGCACGGGCCUACAACCCACGGGCGUUAAUUCUGGCUCCUACACAUGAACUCUCGCGCCAGCUUUCAGGGUUCGCCAAAUCCCUGCUGCACAACGUCAAACUCCGCGUGCUGUGUGCGUCCAAAGCGAAUGUUAAGAGCGUGAAAGAGCAGGAUGAGACCGCGAGCAAGAUGGCGGCGCAGUUUGAUACGAUGAUUGGGGAGGGUGAGUUUGAGGUCAAGAAGGACAAGUUCCCUGUGGAUGUGGUGGUGGGGACGCCGAUGAAGUUGAUGGAGAUGGUUCGUGGUCGGGGCUGGGAUCGGAAGGAGGAAGAGAAUGAGGAGGAAGGAGAGCGGACGUUGAGAAGGGGGAGAGAUAAGAUGGUUGGGUUUGGCAAGUGGAGGAAUAAACCUGAGAUGGGUCUGGCGAAUGUGGAGUGGGUUAUUGUUGAUGAAGCCGAUGUUCUCUUCGAUCCCGAUUUCCAAGAAACGACUAGAACACUCCUGUCGGACAUCAGUCUUGCUCGUGGACAUCCUGUCCCCGUCACGCCCGCACUACCGACUACGCCCAUAUCCUACCCAUUCAAUCUCCUCCUAACAAGCGCUACCAUCCCCACUGCCCUCGCGUCCUAUCUCGAAAUUUGCCAUCCAUCUCUUAUCAGACUCGCUUCGCCACGGCUGCACCACCUUCCCCAGACCUUGCGGACUGAAUACGUCUCCUGGACUGGGGGGAAUAAGUUUGUAGACAUCGAGCGGCGGAUACGCAGAGUCUGGGCUGAGGACUCGUCGACGUUUCAUCUACGAACCGGACACCUGUCCAAGGUGCUCAUGUUUUGCAACAAGAGCACUAAAGUCCUGGAGUUAAGCUCGCACCUCAACGAACGGGAGAUCAAGAAUGUAGCUUUGACAAGUAACAGCGAAACUAGGAAGAGAGGGUCGAACCACCAUCUCGACGGGUUCUUACGUCCACUGUCAACGAAAUCUACAACAACUUCACGUUCGUCUACUCCGGCUCUGGCUCUGAAUGAUCCUAAAACGACACCACUUGUGUUGAUCACUACCUCGCUUCUCUCUCGAGGUCUGGACUUUGACCCAUCGAUUAAGCAUGUGUUCAUCGUUGAUGAGCCGCGGAAUAUGAUCGACUUUUUGCAUCGGGCUGGCAGGUCGGGUCGGGCGGGUGAGCAUGGAAAGGUGGUGGUGUUUGGGAAGAUGAAGGGGCGGGGUAGCGCGAAAGGGAAAGAGGUUAGGAAGCGCGUGGGGGAUUUGCUGUGA